Molecule: messenger RNA, 954 nt
Organism: Fusarium vanettenii 77-13-4
Lineage: Eukaryota; Fungi; Ascomycota; Sordariomycetes; Hypocreales; Nectriaceae
Exons: 3
Coding region: 1-954 (317 amino acids)
Cellular component (GO): cytosol
Molecular function (GO): oxidoreductase activity
Source: RefSeq, a predicted model, not a curated record
AUGUCGGCCCCUACAGACUCCCCACGCAAGGAAAACCCAUGGGAUUCGCUCAAUACUCCCAGCGGCUCCCUCACCUCCGUUAUCCAUCGCGAAUCCUAUCCCUCUAUCUCUCCAACUCGCUCUGAGCUUUCCCAGGCUGGCCGUACAGUUCUCGUCGCUGGCGGCUCUACUGGGAUUGGCUUUAGUAUUGCCAAAUCUUUUGGUGCUGCUGGUGCAACACGCAUCAUUUUGACGGGUCGUCGCCUGAGUGCUUUGGAUGAAGCCUUGGCAAAGAUCAAGCAGGCGUAUCCAAAAGUAGAGACUCUUGGUUUGGUCAGCGACUUUGGAGAUGAUACAGAUGUGGAGAAGCUUUGGAGUGGCCUUCAACAGGACGGCAUUUUUGUGGAUAUUUUGGUUCUGAAUGCGGCCAAGAUGUGGCUGCCAAACACCCUUCUUGGACUGGGAAGCCAGACUGUGAAGGAUGGAUUUGCAUUCAAUGUAGUCUCGCCAUUCCUUUGGAUUGAGUGGUUCUAUAAGCAACGGGAGACGCAGCCUUCAAAAAAGCUGGUGAGUGUUCAGAUCCCUUUCUUAAUCAACCUCACGUCCGUUGUUGUACACUCCCCAGACCUGGCUGGCCCUGUUCCCCUCUACUCCCUUACAAAGAGCGCUUCCACCGCAAUGAUGCAGACCAUUGCAUACGCGACACCCGCCAAGGAGAUGCAGAUCAUUAGCAUGAACCCAGGCAUGCACUACACCGAGUCUUUCCAACGGUUCGCAGAGGCGGACAGCUUCCCUUGGGACGAUAUCAAGCUUCCUGGUGACUUUGCCGUGUGGGCGGCAUCGGACGAGGCUGAGUACCUUCAUGGUCGCUUUGUGUGGGCAAACUGGGACGUUGAUGAGCUUCAAACUGGGCCUUUGCGGGAGAAGAUUGAGAAUGACCCUGGCUUCCUGAAGAUGACGGUCAAGGGCCUCUAG